AUGUGCGGGUACUUUGAUGAAUUCAGCGCCGGGCUGGCGCCGGCGUACGCGUUCAGCACGCCGUGGAGCGAGGGCCUGGUCGCGGACGCGACGUGGGUUCGCGGCGUCGGUGAUUAUAAAAAGGCGAAGAAGGAAGCGAACGCGCCGGUUUUAGCCGUCAGCGACGGGCCGGGGGUGUCGCACGCGUACAUGAGCGCGCUCGAAACGCUGAGCGGCGAGGUCGGCGGCGCGCGGGAAGUUUUCCUCUACGACCAAAGAGGCUGCGGCAAGUCAAAGUCGGCGACGGACGGCGAGGUUUACGAUUUGGAUUUAUACCUGAACGAGUUGCGAACGGUGGUGAGAGAGUUGCGAUUGGUCGAAGAGGGCGGUGCGCACGUGCUGGCGCACGGGUAUUGGGGCGCUCGUCUCGCCACGGCGAUGGCGCUCGAGCGACCGAAUUUCGCGAAGACGCUGACGCUCGUGUCGCCGACGGCGUCGCGCGCGACGGAGGUCCGCGACUGGCGUCGAGCGCUGGACGACAUAUCGCCGGAAUCGCGAAACGUGAUUCUGGCGUAUGAGGCUGAUUUGGACGACUCGAAGCGCGACGCGUACGACGCCGGCAUGCGCGAGUUUAGCUCGCGCUUCGUCUCCACGCGAGGCGCGGCGGGCGCGUGCUUUGACGUCGCGCUCGCACCGCGCACGAGUGAUGCGCAACGGCUCGCGAUCACGGGUGGUCGUUACUUCACGGCAUCCGGUUCGCUCGCGUCUGACUCGAUUCAACUCGAUGACUUGGGCUCGCGUCUCGGCGCCAACGGCGUACGAGCCGUGCGCGUCGUCCGAGGGGCGAACGACGCGGUUUCGGAAUCGAGCGCGAAGGAAAUCGUGAAUGCGAUCAACGCGAACGAUGGCGAACCGUUUUGCGCGUACGACGAAGUCUCGAACGCGGGAUCGUGCGUCUUUCUCGAUCGUGGCGAUUACUUUUACGAAUCUUUGAACGUCUGCGUCGAGCUCGCCGAAGACGAAAGCGGAGGCGCUCGACGCUUGUAA
This is a messenger RNA of Ostreococcus lucimarinus CCE9901, 1026 nucleotides long. RefSeq lists its product with no specific name. Gene Ontology annotation, molecular function: peptidase activity. Gene Ontology annotation, biological process: proteolysis. The coding region runs from base 1 to 1026 and encodes 341 amino acids. The record is from RefSeq and is a predicted model, not a curated record. Lineage: Eukaryota; Viridiplantae; Chlorophyta; Mamiellophyceae; Mamiellales; Bathycoccaceae. The transcript has a single exon.